Messenger RNA from Eucalyptus grandis, 1175 nucleotides. RefSeq names its product mediator of RNA polymerase II transcription subunit 11. Gene Ontology annotation, biological process: regulation of transcription by RNA polymerase II. Gene Ontology annotation, cellular component: mediator complex. The transcript is spliced from 3 exons. The record is from RefSeq and is a predicted model, not a curated record. Gene Ontology annotation, molecular function: transcription coregulator activity. The coding region runs from base 480 to 827 and encodes 115 amino acids. Lineage: Eukaryota; Viridiplantae; Streptophyta; Magnoliopsida; Myrtales; Myrtaceae.
UAUUACAGGGACACAGACGCCACGGUUACUCUCCCUCUUCGUUUCCACACCUUCGACCUCUAAAGAGAGAAACUAGAGAGAGAGAGAGAGCGCUUCAUCAGCUGGUUCCAUCGCAUUGAUCGAGAGACCCCUCCCGGUUUCUCUUCGUCUUCUUCUCGCUUCACCUCCAUCUUCUUCUCCUCCUUCUCCUUCCGCCGUCAGCCGCCUCCGCCGCCGUCGCCGCCGUCUUCGCCGUCCGCGGAAAGUAGAGGGAGCGGCGGGCUAGAGAGAGAAUUUUCCGGAAAGGGGGUCGAUCGAAUUCGCUCGGCGAGCGAUUGCGCUUUGAUUGGGCGGAUCUGCGGGUCGCCCCAACGUGCUCUGUCGCCGUUCCCCGGUCUUUUAGAUCUCCGUCGCUGUCGUCCGGCGCGGUUCAGCCGCAAACCUAAACUCGGCUCUGAUUCAAUACAGAAGGACAGAAAGCGACUAUUAGUGCAGAGUCCAUGGAUUCUCCGACGCAAAAUACGUCAUUGCAGCGGCUUCAAAAUGUUGAAAAGAGAAUCAUCAAGGUUUUGGAGCUAGCUGGGGGAGUGAUGGAUGAAUUAGCCAAUCCUGCUGGUCCCCGUAAGGAAUCCAUAAACCAGCAUUGCCGCGAGUUCAUGCAGUCGAUCAAGGAUAUCCAGGUGACUCUGAGAGACGAAAUCAAAAGCGCGUGUGAAUACCGUCCGUUUGAGAAGUGCGACUACAACUCUCGAAUAGGGAAUGAGAUUUGUCUGGAGAAGCUGAAAUACGUCCUAUCCCAGCUGGAUGGAAUGAAAGAAACGACUGAUGCAUAUAAUGGUGAAGCCUGAGCCAUUCGGGAUGGUAUGGGAUAUCGCGUGGCGGUAGACUGAAGUUUAGGUAUUCGUUGGCAGAUUUGAGAUGGGGAGUUAUCGAACGACAUCAGUUUUAUCAGAUCAGAAGCUCUUAAAUUUUUAGAUAGUAUGUGUAUUUAGUCAAUAGUGAAGCUUGAAUUUGGCCAUUUCUGUUGAUUUACGUGACUUCAUCUUCCUUACUUGUAUACAGUCGAGUGAUGCGUUGGAGGCAAUCUUAAGGAACAUCGAGGUGGGGCUUUCGUGUGAUUUGAUCGUUCAAUUAAAGUAUCAGACGUGAAGAUGAAGUUUUCCAAACCGCAUAAUGACGAUUUCAUUUUUUAGCUA